UCCCGUGCAGGCGGCUGCGGCGAAGGAGCUGAGCUGAGCCCGCCCCGCUGGACGCGGCCCGGCAGCCGAGCAGGAGGCGGCGGGGGGCCGGGGCCAUGGCGGAGACCAGCUCCGUGCACGCCACCAGGUUCGAGGCGGCCGUGAAGGUGAUCCAGAGCCUGCCCAAAAAUGGUUCAUUCCAGCCAACGAAUGAAAUGAUGCUCAAGUUCUAUAGCUUUUAUAAGCAAGCAACCCAAGGACCCUGUAACAUUCCACGACCUGGAUUUUGGGAUCCCAUUGGUAGAUAUAAAUGGGAUGCUUGGAGUGCCUUGGGAAACAUGUCCAAAGAAGAAGCCAUGAUAGCCUAUGUUGAAGAAAUGAAAAAGAUUCUUGAGAGUAUGCCAAUGACGGAAAAAGUUGAAGAAUUACUUCAAGUAAUAGGCCCAUUCUAUGAAAUAGUAGAAGAUAAAAAGAACAGAGGAUCUGACCUAACCUCAGUUCAAAUGGAGAAAGUCUCUAAGUAUUUGGAAGACCUCAGUAAUGUCAUGAAUUCCACUUCAAAUAUAAAGGCUGUAAAUGGAAAAGCUGAAAGUAGCGACAGUGGAGCGGAAUCAGAAGAAGAGGGGCUUCGUGAAGAAGAAGAAAAAGAACUGCAGAUAAAUGGAAAGGGUGCAAGUGAAGACAAUACUGAAGAGAUCUCAGCAACUCAGCACUUAACCAGUGAUUCAGACAGUGAAGUUUAUUGUGACUCUAUGGAGCAACUUGGACUAGAAGAGCCCUUGGAGAUCAUCACAUCAGCUAAAGGAUCUUUAAAGCAUUCAUCCCAUUUCUUGGAUGUAGAUCACAGUCUUCUAUUAGAAAAUAUGGAUUUUCCAAGGCGCACUUGCAUGACUUACGGGAAUCUCCAAUCUGGAAAUACUGGAGAGGGAAUAGCUGAAGAACAAGGUGAAGUCAAAUGUGGAGGAGAAGAUGGCAAAGCCGGUAAUGGGGGCCCUCACAAGGAGAAAAAAGGUGGAGAAAAAGCAGAUUUCUACAGUGUCAGAAGAGGGAGAGGGCAUAGACUUCAGCCUUUAGGAGACGGUUCCCAGGGUGGCCAGAUGGGUAGUGGAGGGGACGGUGAGCGCUGGGGAUCCGACAGGGGACCCCGGGGAAGCCUCAAUGAGCAGAUUGCAGUGGUGCUGAUGCGGUUGCAAGAAGACAUGCAGAAUGUCCUCCAGAGGCUGCAUAUGCUGGAGGCAGUUACAGCAUCACAGGCAAAAUCUGCAACACCACAGUCAAAUUACCAGCCCGCCUCCUCUGUCAAGAAACCAUCAUGGUGGCCCUUUGAAAUUUCUCCUGGUAUUUUAGCUUUUGCUAUUGUAUGGCCGUUUAUUGCCCAGUGGUUGGUACAUGUGUAUCUUCAAAGAAAGCGAAGAAAACUGAACUGAGAAUUCAUGGCUUUGCAUAAGGACUUCUAGGAGAAGAUGGCCCUGGAAAGCAAAGGAAUUCUGAAUUCUCAUAGAAUGUCAGAAUCUGGGAUGAUAUUCCUUAUGUUACAGUAAUAAUUUGUACUACCUUUGAGCUAAACAUUUAAGGACUAAUAUUAUUGAAACUUGAAUGAUUCACAGCUCCUAGGUUGCAAAUAAAUUUAAUAAUUCCAUCCUCAAAACCAUACGAACAUUAAUUAUUUUGGAAUGUGCUUGUGGAUGGGCCUUCAGUAAUUACUGGCCUUGCUGAUGUCAGCUGAGGAAGAGAAUAACAUCUCUGUAAAAGAAUAAGUUAAAAAUAUGUAAAACUAUCACUUUAACAUAAAAAUAAUUUUACAAUCCCAACUUCCCUGCCUGUUUUUCCACAGGGUUACAUAAUACCAGGUGAAAGCUCUAAUAAAGUAUGAAUCCAAUACGUUGCAAGCUGUUGGAAAUAUACAAUAUAGCUCUGAGGAAUCUACUGGUUAUUUUUUGCUGCUAAACAAGUGUGGGGCAAAUUUCCACGUAAAUUGGUCAUAAAUGAAGUUGAAUCCUUUACUUAUCCUGUAAAAUUGUAAAGGCAAUUUGGGAAUUUGUAUAUGUUCUGAAAGUUAGAGCCAUUAAUAACAGGUGACUGUCAAAUACAAGUCUGGAAACAGUGUGUGGUACAAGGGAUCCAUGUAAAGAGGAGGCUGCACCUUAUCUUUUUAACUUUGAUAAUUGUACUCUUGUUGACAACAGUUUAUUUUAACUGAAAUACAUAGUUUAGGCACAAGGUGCUUUAAAAUGAGAUGAAAACUAGCUCUGUAAGUCUAUCUCUAAGCUUUUAAAAAGCUCAGUGCACUCUAAGUUUUCUGUUGUCAGGUUGUAUUAAAUUGAAGUAAGAUUUAAUCCAUUGUGGACUUUUCUCAAGUCACAUCUUGAAAAAUACCAAUUCUGGUAUUUCUCUCUUACCCUUCUACUUACUUUCAAAACAAAACUAUUCAGCUAAUUUUGGUGCUGAUAUUUCCCCCUCCCCCCCAAAGUAUUUAUUAACCAAUAUACAGAUAAGAGUUACAGUUCUGUCAAGUUUGCUUGACUAAAGCAUGCUUUACACUUGAUUUUAAAAUAAAUUAAUAUAUAAGUUGUCUAAAUCUCUGGAAAAGGCAAAUGCACUAAAAUUAGAUUUGACAGAGAACUUAAUAAUUGCUAUAAGAAUUAUACCACAACAUAAUCCAUGGUUAAGCUCUGAAUCUUCAGAAACUUCAUGAUUAUUGAUGAACUUUCAUUCUCCACCUGGACUACAUAUUACAAAUAAUUUUUAAGGAAAGUUUUUUUGUCCUUCCUGAAAAUCUUUUAUAGUUUGGAAAACAUUUUUCAUACAAGCUAUACUGUAUAAAAAUGUAAUCAGAGAAUUUAAUGUUUGUUUUACCAGAGAAAUUUUAAUCUUUUUAGUUACACGCAGGGUUUUUUUUAGUUACAUUUCCCCUCUUCUGAUUUUCUUACUGUAAAGCUGAAUUAAAAAUUAAAUAAAAUGGUUGUAAUCUCUUUGAAGACUGCUGUAACAGUUAGAUGGUUCUGUGUGCCAGAGAUGAGUUUGUGGCAUGAGAUACCCUGAAAACUCAGGUUUGAACAAAGCUUAUCCUGGAAGGGAAGUGCUGCUGUGACCUGAAGCCCUUGUGCCCAAGCUUAAAGUUUCUAGAGUGAUUGACUUUUUACCACAAAAGAUAUAAAUCAUACAGGAAGGAUAGUCUAGCUUGAAGGUCACAUGAAAAAUAACCCCCCUGUCCUGUCUUCUGCCAGGACAAAGCACCCUGGAGAGCCUCCCUGGCUCAGAGCUGUGUUACACAUAGAUAUCAAGCUCUUAGAGGUGGGACAAACAUUCCCAAAGGUACUUAAUUGUUAACUUCCCACUGAAAUAAAUGUGGGCUUGUACUAUCCUUGUUAUUUAUUCAUGUUUCAAUAAAUCAAUCCCUUAAUAUUUUGUAUUUUAUCUUGAACUUUCUUAAUGUUUACUAAAUGGCGUACAUUGGAUGCUGGGACUGUACAGAAGAGCCUGCUGGCUGUGUCAUGAAGAAUCGGUCUCAACCUUAAAAGUUGUAAUACAAAACAACAUCACUUUUAUAACAAUUUACUUGUAACUCAGAACUGGGCCUCAGCCUCUAGGGUUAUCUCAAACUCACUGAGACUGGAACAGAUUCCUAGUUAACUGGUAUUUCAGAUUAAAGUUAAGAAAACU
This is a messenger RNA of Lepidothrix coronata (blue-crowned manakin), 3642 nucleotides long. RefSeq names its product acyl-CoA binding domain containing 5 (gene ACBD5). Gene Ontology annotation, biological process: autophagy of peroxisome; fatty acid metabolic process. Gene Ontology annotation, molecular function: fatty-acyl-CoA binding. Lineage: Eukaryota; Metazoa; Chordata; Aves; Passeriformes; Pipridae. The record is from RefSeq and is a predicted model, not a curated record. Bases 96 to 1406 code for a protein of 436 amino acids. Gene Ontology annotation, cellular component: peroxisome. The transcript is spliced from 12 exons.